AUGGCAACAAACGCGUCUGCGUCACAGCAGGUACCCAAGCGAACAAUAAAAGAUUUCAAAUUUGUCAACGAACUCAAUAAUGGGUCGUAUUCAACAGUCUACCUCGGAAUUGAAAUUGCGACAGAUCGCAAGCUAGCAAUAAAAGCUGUUAAGAAAAGCUUGAUAAAACGAUUAAACAAAGUUCAAGAAGUCUUUCGAGAAAAGGCGAUUCUAACACAAUUAGAUGAUUGUGUAUAUACCAUUAGUCUCUAUUGUACAUUUCAGACCGAAGAAAAUCUUUAUUUCGGUUUAACAUACUGUUCGAAUGGUGAUCUUCUUCAGCAUAUUACCGAUGCUAAUCACUUUGAUUUAGAAACUGUACGAUUCUAUUCUGCUGAACUGGUCGAAGCACUUGAACAAUUACACAUUCGACACGUCAUUCAUCGAGACUUGAAGCCGGAAAAUAUUCUUCUUACGGAUAAUAUGCAUAUUCAACUGGCUGAUUUCGGAUCGGCUGUUCUUAUUGAAACAAACGAAGCUGCACAAACAGGUGAGGAGAAGGAGAAGGAGAAGAAAUCAACCGAACGGAGAAAUUCAUUCGUUGGUACUCCACAAUUCGUGGCACCAGAGAUUCUCCAAAAUGGACUUAUUCAUAUUGGAUCUGAUUUCUGGUCACUGGGCUGUGUUAUCUAUCAAAUGGUUACCGGUGAACAUUUAUUUCGCGGACAUCAUGAAUAUGAUAUUAUGAAUGCCGUUGUUCGUGUUGCUUACAAAUUGCCCGAUGAUUUUCCCGAACUUGUCGAAGAUCUCAUACGAAAACUUGUGCGUUUGGGCCCUCACGAACGUCUUGGAAGUGAUGAAACAGGUGGAGUAGAAAAGUUAAAAGUACAUGGAUUCUUUGCUGAUACGAAAUGGGGUGAACUACUGAAUCAACAAUCGCCACUUGCAGUCAAGAGCAAAUUGGAUUCACAACCAAAGAAUUCGGAUGACGACACUAAUACUGAAUAUACCGAAGAUUAG
Adineta ricciae is the source of this 999-nucleotide messenger RNA. The record is from the annotation of a GenBank genome assembly. NCBI's taxonomy places the organism in Eukaryota, Metazoa, Rotifera, Eurotatoria, Adinetida, Adinetidae.